Messenger RNA from Lutzomyia longipalpis, 1153 nucleotides. It is a transcript of the gene Pex14, whose product is annotated as peroxisomal membrane protein PEX14. Gene Ontology annotation, molecular function: signaling receptor binding. The transcript has 2 exons. NCBI's taxonomy places the organism in Eukaryota, Metazoa, Arthropoda, Insecta, Diptera, Psychodidae. The record is from RefSeq and is a predicted model, not a curated record. Gene Ontology annotation, cellular component: peroxisomal membrane; peroxisomal importomer complex. Gene Ontology annotation, biological process: protein import into peroxisome matrix, docking. The coding region runs from base 131 to 877 and encodes 248 amino acids.
CUUAUGCUUCAUGCAGCAAAACGAAGAAAGUGAAAGCAGCAGGAAAGAAAGACCUUCCGGAAGAGGAGAUUUUCUGGACAAUCUACUGCCCACAUAAGGCUUCACAAUUGAGAUUCAGGUCCACAUUGGGAUGGACAACAAUCCCCCAGAAACAGUUUCAUCUCCCCAACCACCAUUGAGGGAGAAUUUGAUUGCCACGGCUGUGAUGUUCCUGCAGAAUCCCAAUGUUGCGCGUAGUGCAUUGGAUCAGAAGAGGAAGUACCUCCUGACAAAGGGACUCACUGAGGAGGAGAUUGAAGUUGCCUGCCAACGUGCCGGGGUGUACAGUAUGAAUCCCAAGCAAUUCCAGACUGUUGUCAAUAUGAGUACCUACCCAUGUGCUGCAGCUCAACCGAGUUUAUUCCUUCGUGUCCGGGAGGCGUUGCAUUCUGUGGCAAUUUUUGGUGCCAUCACGUGGUUCAUCUACUGGCUCUACCGCACGUACAUUGAGCCCUUCCUGUUUGGGCGGAAGCGCAGGAAGUCCGUGCGGGAGACAGUUAGUGAGCUCGAUGAGCGUAUCCGGACGGGAUUUACAGACUUAAAUGCCGAAGUGGCAAAGUUGCAGCAUGAUCUGGAUCGUGCUGUUCAACGGAGUGCCCUUGCGGAGGAGAUUCUGACCAUUAAGGCCGAAGUGGAGGCUGUCAAGGGGAUCCUCCUGAGUAGGAAGCAAUUCUCGCAGUCACCCCAUGUACCACCUUCCAUCCCAGCGUGGCAGCUAAUCUCUGAGAAGGCUCAACAUCAUCCGGAUGAUAAGAAUGAUGACAACGACACGGGCUCCGGGUCCAGUGAGACGGAAGUUGUCACCAAGAAUAGCGAUAGUAGCUUGGAGAUAAUGUAAAAAGAAAUGAUUUUACGGAGAUUUGACACUCUGGAGGCUCUGCAGAGUUAUCCGGAAGUGAAAAAUUGUGGGCAUUUGUUUAAGAUUUAAAACUUCAAAGGAAAAUUUCUUCUCCUGGCCAGGAAGAUGAUCAACGAGGGAGGUAAAAGAAAAAAAAAAACCUUUAGUCGAGUACCAAAUAUACUUCUUAUGGGGGCACUUGGGGGCGCUCCCAGUAUGGGGAUUUUAUUUUGUAAAUUUUGUGCCGUGUUGGAAUAAAUUUUUAUUUCAGAACAA